GAAUAAUUCAAAGGUUUGUUACAGAAUCUGACAAAAAGUGAUCAGAUUUUCUGAAUUAAACGUGACUGUCUUAGGUUUUGUUCUGUUGUUCUAAGUUGAAACCUUAUCCUGAAUUGUGUUGUUUCAUCAUUAAUCAAGAUAAAAAGCAAUCAUCAGGCAGCUAGUAACAGCCUCGGCUGAGACCAAGCAAAAAUGACCGCUGAAAACUAUUUGGAAAAUGAUGGCAAGUGCGUGAUUUUUAACGUAAGCGAUCACUUGAAAUCUGAAAAACCAACUUUAAAAGAUGAAGCCAAGUACUUUAAAAAAAGGCCGGAACACAGAACUGAACAAACAGCCAUAAAAGAACCUUUUUGGAAGUGUCGGUACUUAGUUACAUUAUACGGAUUUUUGGUAAAUUUUCAAGUAAAUUGUUAUCGCCUCAACACUAGCAUUAGCAUCGUUGCCAUGGUAAAUAAUUCCGCCGUCUCUUCAAAUAAUUCGGUGAACAUGAGCGCUGUAACCUGUCCGUCUAACCUCGAAGAAAUAGAAAAUAAUUCCACGCACCAGAUUGAAGGCGAAUUCGACUGGAACCCUGAAGUUCGCGGCUUCAUAUUAGGAUCAAGUCUAGUAGGGUACUUAGUUACUCAGAUGCCAGGAGGGAUGAUGGCUGAAAAGAUUAGUGCAAAAAAGACCAUAAUUCUAGGAGUGUUUAUUCCUGCUUUGUGUCAUCUAAUAUCGCCUUUCGCAGCAUGGUCAAGCAUUUACUUUUUAAUUGUUGUUCAAUUCGUCGCAGGAAUGGGACAGGGUCUGACUCCAGCUGCUUCUUGUGUACUUGCUGCUAACUGGCUUCCUAUUGAUGAAAGAGGUUUACUGAAUACUAUCAUUGUGGCUGGUUUCUGUGCAGGUGCUUUACUAGGAGGCGUUGCUACUGGCGCUCUGUGUUCCUCUGCUGUGUUUGGCUGGCCGUCUGUUUUCUACAUUUUCGGUGGUUUAGGAAUUAUUUUCUCCAUAUACCUUCAAUUUUUCUUGUUCGAAUCUCCAGAAAAACACCCUCGGAUAACAGAAUCAGAACUGAAACAUAUUUUAAGUAACCAAGAACUUAACUUAUCUGGAAAGCGUCCGCCCAUUCCUUGGAAGAAAAUUUUAACCUCUGUGCCGUUCUAUGCCUUAACUAUUGCAAGGACAGGCCAGUUUUGGGCUGCAACACAUUUCAUUUCUGUUCACCCUACUUUUCUGGGAACGAUUUUGCAUUACCCUAUUCAGCAGAAUGGACUGUUUGCCUCCGUACCAUUUGUUUUACAGACUUUUCUAGCUGUGUUGGUCAGUUGGAUUUCUGGAUGGUUAAACAAGCAUGAGUAUGUCGGAGUAGAUAAAGUUCGUAAAGGAUGCAAUUUUCUAUCUUGUCUGGGCUAUUCCCUUUGCUUGCUAGGUAUCUAUGCUGCGGGAUGUGACAAAUCAAUGAGUGCUCCAUUUUCAAUUCUUGCAAUGGGUUCUGUCGGUCUGUCCUUUGCAGGUUGCAUGAUCGUCGCCGUUGAUAUGUCUCCAACAUUUGCAGGAACAAUAAUGGGAGUCAGCAGCAUUGUGUCAAGCAUGUCAGGAUUUGUCAUGCCGAUUCUUGUUGGUUUCUUGACGAACGAUGAGCAAACUUUAGAACAAUGGAAUAAAGUGUUCUUCGUUUCUAUUGGUGUUGUGAUGACGUCAGGAAUAAUUUUCUCCGUAUUUGGUUCAGCUGAAGUUCAAGAGUGGAACUUUCCCAAAGUAAAAGAUUCUGGAAGUUGUGAUGGAAAAAGCAAAGAUAAACUUAACUAUGAAAAUUCGAUCGAUUUUAAUGAUGCCAUCACACAUUUGUAAUUAACAUAAUAAUUAAUCGCAUCAUCGGCAAUUUCAAGAAAACCGAAAUAUUCAGAUUACAUUAUAGUUAAUCUCAUUCCAAUAUCAUCUUUAAAUGUGAAUUCAUCAUUUCUUAUAACUGCCAUGUAUAUAUUCUGUAAAUUAUUUUUCAUCAGUUCAUAUAUGUUUAUAAAUUAUUCUCAAGAUGUUUGUUUAUUUUUAUAAUAUAUUACAAAGCAGAUUAACACAAAGUUAAUAAAAAUUUAAAAUUAACCUUUCGAAUUUAAAUUUAUAAUGGCGGUUAAUUUUUUUAACACGAGAUGCCACUAAA
This is a messenger RNA of Argiope bruennichi, 2140 nucleotides long. RefSeq names its product putative inorganic phosphate cotransporter. Gene Ontology annotation, biological process: transmembrane transport; monoatomic anion transport. The transcript has 11 exons. NCBI's taxonomy places the organism in Eukaryota, Metazoa, Arthropoda, Arachnida, Araneae, Araneidae. Gene Ontology annotation, molecular function: transmembrane transporter activity. The record is from RefSeq and is a predicted model, not a curated record. The coding region runs from base 193 to 1830 and encodes 545 amino acids.